Messenger RNA from Aspergillus pseudoviridinutans, 1314 nucleotides. Its product is annotated as flavin monoamine oxidase family protein. The record is from RefSeq and is a predicted model, not a curated record. Gene Ontology annotation, molecular function: oxidoreductase activity. The transcript has a single exon. Lineage: Eukaryota; Fungi; Ascomycota; Eurotiomycetes; Eurotiales; Aspergillaceae. The coding region runs from base 1 to 1314 and encodes 437 amino acids.
AUGCCGAAUGAAUUCGACGUCGCCGUGAUUGGGGCCGGAAUGGCGGGGAUCAUCGCCGCAAGGGAUCUCAGUCAGAAAGGACACUCAGUCGUGCUCCUGGAGGCCCGUGAUCGCAUGGGAGGACGAACCUACACGGACCACGCGUUCAACGGGGAACUGGACCUCGAACUGGGAGGAGGUUACGUCCACUGGACACAACCACACGUCUGGCGUGAGCUGCAGCGCCACGGAAUGUCCCUCAAGCCGCCGAUGGAAGGGGGCAGGUUCUACUGGCUGGCCGAUGGGGCUGUCCACUCUGGUGGUAGCGAGGACUUGUAUGGGACCGUAAUCCCACUAGUGCAACGACUCUUUGCAGACGCUCGAGCUCGGUUCCCGAUGCCGUUCGAGGUUGAUCUUCUCGAGAACCGCGAAAUCGAGGAGGAAACUGUCGAAGAUCGCAUUAAUUCGUUGAACCUGUCUAACUACGAGCGUGAUGUCCUAGAGGGAUUACUAGCAGGCGUCAUCCAUUCAUGCAAGAAACAGGGGAUUGCGCAGCUUCUGCAGGCGGCUGCAACAACCUUCGGAGAUUUCACGGCCUUUUUCGAAACAGCUGGAUCUUGGGGUAUCCAAGGAGGCACCAAGCAGCUCAUUAGUGCCAUUAUGGCCGAGUCGAAUGUUGAGCUCCGGCUUUCAACGCCCAUACGUGCCGUGGUCGACAAUGGCUCCGGUGUUACUAUCACGACGCGCGAAGGUCAGCUAAUCAACGCCUGGUCGGCCGUCGUUGCGCUACCCCUGAACACCCUGGGCGACGUGAAGAUCCACCCCGACCUACCCCCAGCGGCGCGCUCGAUGAUUGAGCGUAGGAACCCAGUGAUGGCUCACAAGAUCUGGGUCCGGGUGAAGGGCGAGAUCGAGCCGUUUUCGAUGGUUGCACCGCCCGGGAAGCAUCCCAUCAACGCAGCCAGGUUCGAAAAGCACCAUAACGGAGACACACUUAUCAUGUGCAUGUGCGCCGACGCUGCCGCUCUUGACCCCGCGGAUCUACACGCUGUUCAGGCAGCCCUGCGCAAAUUCAUCCCGGAGAUCGAAGUUGUUGAUACGGCCUGCCAUGACUGGGUCGCCGACGAAUUCUCCAAGGGGGGUUGGAUGAUGCACCGCCCAGGGACUCUAACGACGGGCCCAGCACUGUUCAGGAAGCCGCAUGGAAACAUCUACUUUGCAGGGGGUGACGUAGCAACCUGGGGAAUAGGAUCGAUCGAAGGCGCCAUGGCAAGCGGCGCCCUUGCCGCGCGGGAUUUGUCCAUGGCAUUGGGGCAAGGGAGGCAUAGGUUUUGA